Messenger RNA from Rodentolepis nana, 2460 nucleotides. Lineage: Eukaryota; Metazoa; Platyhelminthes; Cestoda; Cyclophyllidea; Hymenolepididae. The record is from the annotation of a GenBank genome assembly.
AUGAAUCCUCCAAGAAUUAAAGCGUUACCCUCAGAAGUAGUGAACAAGAUUGCUGCUGGAGAAGUUAUUCAACGCCCCUGCAAUGCAGUUAAGGAGUUAAUUGAAAACAGUCUUGAUGCUGGCAGCACAAUGAUCCAGAUUAGUCUCCGUGGAGGUGGGAUGAAGCUGAUUCAAGUUCAGGAUGAUGGACAUGGGAUCGAUCCUGCAGAUUUUCCUAUUCUUUGCCAGCGUUUCACCACAAGUAAACUCGAAGACUUUCAAGGGCUGUCACAGUUGCAGACCUUUGGAUUUCGAGGUGAGGCUCUGGCCAGUCUGAGUUAUGUGACGUCACGUCUGACAAUAACAUCUAGACCUCCGAGUCGAACUUGUGCCUACAGGGCUGAUUACAGUGGAGGCGUACUUAUUUGUAACUCAGAGGGGUCCUCUAGUGCACCCCAACCUUGUGCCGGAAACCCGGGUACUUGCGUUCAAGCCGAAGACCUCUUCCAUAACCUUCCAUCACGACGUGAUGCACUUCGCUCACCUCGUGAUGAAUUUACGCGCGUUGCUGAUGUGGUUGCUAGAUACAGUCUCCACUACGCUGGUAAAUGUGGAUUCUUUCUUCGAUCUCUUGACCGAAAAGUGGGUCCUGGCGCGAGCCCCAUGUCAAUAGGAGGGGAUAUGAGAACGACCAAAGAGUGGAGUAAAGAACAAGUCAUCAGAGCGGUUUUUGGUGACAAAAUGGUUGGAGAUCUCGUAUCUCUUUCUUCUGCUGAACAAGUCUUUGAUGCAGAUUCAGUUAAACUUGCGGUGGAUAAGCUAGGUCUGAGAUUCGAGGGCCUUUUCUCGAACCCUUCCAAAAUCACAUCUGAGGGAACGCCAUCAGUACAACUGGUUCUUUUUGUUAACAAUCGAUUGGUUGAGAGUUUGAAUAUAAAGCGAGCGGUUGAGUCAGCAUAUGCUACUUUACUCCCUCACAGAGUUGCUAAAUUAUAUUCCUCAUCUACCAAUCCCGGGGGGAGCUCUUCCCUUUUCGCGUAUUUGAAAUUAGAGUUGCCAACAACCUCCCUGGAUGUUAAUGUGCAUCCCACCAAAUCACAAGUCCAUUUUCUUAAUGAGGAUGAAAUAAUAGCCGGAGUUAGAGACGCAAUAGAACAGACUCUAAUCACCUCAGCUGGUGCUCGUAAUAUUCUCGUUCAAUCUCUGAGUCUGAAACCCUCUCAAGAAAAUUUUCAGGCUCCUGCCUCGUCUACUAAGCCAUCAUCGCGUCCCCUCUUCACACCUAUAAAUCGACUGUCAAAUAGUCCUAGAUCCGUCGUCUCCAACAGCAGUCCUUCUACUUAUCGUCCCGAACAUUUGGUGAGAACCGAUGCUCGAGUACAGCGCUUGGACGCCUUCAUGAACCCUUCCCCUUCUUCAUCUUCUCGUCUCUCAGUUGAUGCGAAAUCUCCCGCUGAUCCGAGUCCAGAAAUCAGCGGCUCCGAGGGUGAGGACGAAGAAUUCCGUAUAAAAUUGACUCCUUCAAAUACUACUGAAAUACCCCGUUGGCUAAAUUCUAGCAACAGUGCACCGAAAGACGAGCUGAAAUUGCAAAAGAGUGUUCAUAGACGCCAAGUGUUGUUGGAGUCUGUACAAACGAUGCGAGAAGCUGUGGAAGCGAGGGCUUCGGCAGAUGCUCGUGACCUCCUUCGUGAUUGUGUCUUUGUGGGCUGUAUCAGCCGCUCUAACUGUCUUGUUCAGCACACUACAAACCUCCUCCUGCUUCGUCUUCAUCCACUGGCUAAGGAACUUUUCUACCAGCUGGCUGUUGCCAACUUUGCAAAUCACGGUGAGAUGAUACUUUCAAACCCAGCGCCUAUAAGUGCUCUCCUGAGUUGUGAGUUGACGAGACGCCUCCCGGAGGCUUCGGCAAGUGAAGUGGCCGUGAUUGUCGACAAGGGCUGCUCGAUUCUGACCAAGAGAAGUGCCAUGCUCUGGGACUACUUCUCUCUACGAGUGGAAGUUGAUACAAACGGUGUCUUGCAGCUCUACAGUCUUCCCCUACUACUUGAUCGCUUCGUGCCGGAUAUGCGCUAUCUUCCGAAAUUGCUUACUCGAAUGGUGAGGGAAGUGAAUUGGAAUGAGGAGGGAGCCUGUUUCUCGGCUAUUUGUCGAAUUUUGGCCAGUUUUUAUGCCAAGUGUGUGGACGAUGACAUUGAAGUGAGGCCUCUCGAUGAGAAAGCCGAUGCACUCAAUCUCAAUGAAUCCGCCGAGCAAAGCCGGAAUUGCAAUGAGGCGGAAGUAGAAAAGGAAAAUCAAGAGGAAUGCCAAGAGGAUUCCACUCCCUGGAGUUGGACGGUUGAGCAUGUGUUGUUGCCGGCGAUUCGGACGAUUCUUCUACCUAGUCACACUAUGUGUUUCCCAACAACGGACGAAAAGUCCCCUGCUGUUUUAAAGCUCACUUCGCUUCCAGAUUUGUACAAAGUUUUUGAACGAUGUUGA